AUGCCUCGUCGAAACAGUCAUGCCCCCUCGAUUCCAUUGGUAGCCACCAUCGACAUUGGUACAACAUCAGCUAGAGCAAUUUUAUUUUCACAAGAGGGGCAAGAAGUAGCAAAGCAUCAUAUAGAAUACUCCACUACAGCGUCAGAAGCGCCCGAAAACUCACAAAAUACCGAUCAAUUUAGGAGGAGGUCCUCCCUUUUACGACACAAUGAACCGAUUUUUUCAGCAGAGGGUGUCGCCAUCUCCAUCACUGAUGAUGUUGCCAUUGAAAAUAACCAAUCCUCAGUGGGUCCCACUUUGAGGUUCCCCCAGCCAGGCUGGGUCGAGUGUAUGCCCGUACACAUUUUGGCCAACGCAGUGCAAUGUUUAGUUGCCUGUCUCAUUACUUUGAGGAAAAUUAACCAAAAUCCAAAUUUGAAAGUCAAGUAUAAGGUCAAAUGUAUUGGUAUUGCGAAUAUGAGGGAAACUACACUCGUUUGGUCAAGAAAGACGGGAAAACCGUUGAGUGGAGGUAUCACAUGGACCGACACAAGAACAGCGGAAAUUGUUCAGCAUUUGGAAAAAAUGGUCGACGAGGAUAGAAAAGAAGAAUUGAAAGUGAAAACUGGAUUGCCCUUGUCGACGUAUUUCUCAGCGGCAAAGUUGAGAUGGCUUUUGGAUAACGAUGACACGAUAAGAGAGGAAUAUGAAAAGGGUGACGGUAACCUCAUGUUUGGAACUGUUGAUACUUGGUUGAUUUAUCAUUUGACAAAGGAGAGAAACUUUGUUACUGAUAUAACCAAUGCCUCAAGGACGUAUUUCAUGAACUUAGAUACACAAGAUUACGACGAUGAUUUGUUAAACUUUUGGGGUGUUGAUCCAACAAAAAUUAGAUUACCAAAAAUUGUGUCGUCUUCUGAAUUUUAUGGAUCUUUUGCAGCACCAAACUUGUCGAAUUUAGGGUUCCAUAACAAGAUCACUCAGGAAGCUUAUGAUAUUUUGAAAACAAUUACUGGGGUUCCCAUUUGUGGUUGUUUAGGUGAUCAAAGUGCUUCUCUAGUGGGACAACUUGCAUUUAAUCCUGGAGCUGCUAAAUGUACAUAUGGUACGGGUUGCUUUCUUUUAUACAACACGGGGGUCCGUAAAUUAAUUAGUAGCCAUGGAGCUUUAACCACUUUUGGUUAUUGGUUCCCCACACUAAAGGGCGAUGCCGCUAAGCCUUGUUACGCAUUAGAAGGUUCAAUUGCAGUUGCUGGAUCUAUCAUACAGUGGCUUAGAGAUAACUUGAAGAUGAUUGAAAAUGCCAAGGAUAUUGGACCCUUGGCCUCUCAAGUUGAAAAUUCUGGUGGAGUUGUCUUUAUUCCAGCAUUUAGUGGAUUAUAUGCUCCGUACUGGGAUAGAGGUGCUAGAGGAACCAUUUUUGGCAUGACACAGUAUACUUCUGCUUCUCACAUAGCACGAGCUGCUUUGGAAGGUGUUUGCUUUCAAGUAAGGGCUAUUCUAAAGGCUAUGGCUUCUGAUGCUGGUGCGUCUGGUGAUUUCUUAGAAGAAGCUUUAACUCUGCAAGCCGAGAGUCGUCCAUUGUCGCAUUUGGCAACUGAUGGAGGUAUGUCUAAAGCCGAUGAAGUUUUGCAAAUUCAAGCUGAUAUUUUAGGGCCAUGCGUUACAGUGAAGAGAGCCCAAAUUGCCGAGUGUACAGCAUUGGGUGCUGCUAUUGCUGCGGGUUUAUCUUUCAAAGAUGAAGAAGAUCGUGUAUGGAAAGAUCUAGACGAUGUUGUUGAAAAGAUAACAAGUAAGGAGCAAGUGUUGACAAAUACGUUCCAUGCGGAAUUACCUGAUGCUGAUAGGAGAAGAAACUGGAAGAGGUGGGAAAGAGCAAUUGAAAGAGCUCAAGGAUGGUUAUUGGAAGAAGAUUAA
Molecule: messenger RNA, 1896 nt
Organism: Lodderomyces oxycetoniae
Lineage: Eukaryota; Fungi; Ascomycota; Pichiomycetes; Serinales; Debaryomycetaceae
Gene: GUT1
Product: glycerol kinase
Exons: 1
Coding region: 1-1896 (631 amino acids)
Biological process (GO): glycerol-3-phosphate biosynthetic process; phosphorylation; glycerol metabolic process
Cellular component (GO): mitochondrion
Molecular function (GO): glycerol kinase activity
Source: RefSeq, a predicted model, not a curated record